Messenger RNA from Tetranychus urticae (two-spotted spider mite), 870 nucleotides. RefSeq names its product BLOC-1 related complex subunit 7 (gene BORCS7). Lineage: Eukaryota; Metazoa; Arthropoda; Arachnida; Trombidiformes; Tetranychidae. The record is from RefSeq and is a predicted model, not a curated record.
GUUAAUCAGCUGUAAAGUAUAAACAAGGCAGUUUUGACUCAAAGCAUUUGGAUCUCCAAUCUUCUUAUUUAAAUCUAUCUUUUAAUUUUAUUCACAACACUUUUUUUAUUAUAAUUAUGAGUUCAAAUGAUACUCGUGCUCUUUUUAUUGAAACUAAGAAACGACUGAUUGAAAGAUUAAAUGGAAAUAUCAACAAUUGGGGUUCGCUGGUCCGUCAAAUUGUCAGAGGAUCGAAAACACCUGAGUUACUGUCCCAAUGUACUAAAACAUUUGCCAACCAUGAACAUGCAAUAGGGAACACGGAAACGCAUAUCGAUAGAAUUUUGCAAGUCAACAAAUCGAUGCUACAACCUAUUGAACCCAAGUCAUUUGACUUAUGAGACUUUGUCCAAGAAGGAUUUUUUAUUUUUUAUGAUGUUAAAAGAUUGAUGGAAAUGAUCGAGAAUGGCAAAGAAAAUCGUGAAAUUAGGAGUUGAAUCAUAAAGUUAAGAAUUUUUAAUAUCAUCCGUCGAUUCAUUUUCUUUAAAAUCAUUUGUAACUUCUGGGUUGUCCACUUCAUCGUCCUCUGUGAUUGAUACAAUCGGAAUCAUCCAAAUUUUAGCAGAAUUAUCGAAAUUCACUGAUGAAACAAAAUGAUGGUCUUCAUCAUCUGAUUCAGUAGUUUCUGGUAAUCUCCGCUGACCAGAUGAAGUAACCAUUAAUGGGAGAGUUGGAUGUAAACUAACUCCAUUGACACUUUCAUUGUGGGCUUCAGUUUUUUUAAUUGGCUCAAGGUAUCCAUUUUGUUUGUUAUCAAGUUGAUUUGUAUUCCAAAAUAUAACCAUUCCAUCAUCACUACCAGAAACCAAUAAAUUGCCAUCAGAGGAAAUA